AUCACCGUUACUGCUCUCCAGCCUGCCCAAUGGCAACUCACACAUAUUGUCCAUCCAACUAAGGUGUGGAGUGGCUUCACGGUGCAGAUCCGCAGGCUUUCCCGCACGCACGGCUCGGCGGCAAAUGCCGUCGCAUUUUCUUAGGCAUCAAGACAUGACGGAAACGACAUCAUAGCUAGCUACCAAGGCCAGUCUCAACACUCGUCGACCUCAACAUCGCCCCCCAUCACGACUGCACGAUUUGCAGCCUGCCGCAUCGCCCUGCCCGCCAUCCUCCCGCCGCUGACAAUCACUCGCACCACCGCCCCCGAACGCCAAAUCGCCGUUCCGACCACGAAGCCGGUCCACAACCCCACGUCGACACCAUCACGCUACCACGCUCUCUCGCCGCAAACAUGGCUCCCGUGCAGAAAAGGACAAACAUUGUCGCACGUCGCCGGCGGCUGAGCGAUGAGGACGAGAACAAGUCCGUGGCAACGUGGGCCGACGACUCACAGAGCGACGUGUCGGUGCCGAGCGACAUUGAGGAGAAUGCCGACGCCGACAACAGCGACCUGAGCGACGUCGACAGCGCCCCCUCACAGGCGGGAGCGAAGACGAAGAGGAAAGCCAAUGGCGCUCGGAAUGCAAAGCCCCGGACCGACACCAGCCAUCGCCAACCGUCCCCGCCAAUUGCCCGCUCCGAUGCCGCCUUCACCGCCCUCAAGGACACGCAGCUGAUGAUGAACGGGCUGAAGAUUGCCGACGACGCAAAGGAUGCUGAGGUGGUCGACUUCGAGACGGGGCAGUCGGCAACAGAGCCCGCGCCCGCAGUGAGGGCCCCGCCCGGACGGUCAGAGACGCUGGGCGAGCGCAGACGGCGGGAGCACGACGAGUACAAGCAGAAGCGCGACGCAGACCCCGCCUUCAUCCCCAACCGCGGCGCCUUCUUCAUGCACGACCAGCGAUCUGCACACGGCCAGAACGGCUUCAGAGGCGGCGGCGCGCGCGGACGAGGACGGGGCGGGGGCGGAGGCGGAGGCAUCGGAGGGCCUUUCUCUCCAGCAAACAUGAGACCACAGGCCCAAGAAGCCACCGACUCGCCGUGGCAGCACGAUCUCCACGAGACCAUCAACGUCCCCCACCAAGCCCAGCCAGCUCCUCUUGCACAUGUCCCCGCCCACCACCCAUCGGCCACCACACAUCACCCUGCACGAACAGCACCCGCGCCUGCUCCAAAGGCCCCGCAGACGCGCAACUUCUCCACCACAGUACACACACACAACGCGCUGGUCAGAGUGUUCCUGCCAGCCAUGAAAGCGCCCAUCCAGUUCCAGAACGUGCCAAUCAAGCAGCACACCCGCCUACCCAAUCACCGACCACCCCUCCGCCGUGACAAGCCUGUCCGCAUCUCUCUCCCGCCAGCUGCACCGCGAUACAUUUUCCCCACAGUCGACCGGUCCUUUAUCUUCAUCCCACGUGCCCUUCGACCCAAUCAACAAGGCUUUGGUCGGGGACGCGGACGAUUCGGAUCAUUUGGCGGAGGCUUCUCAAGCAGGCGCACAAGUGCAUACGGGGGCAGUGUGUACUCUCCCAGUGUCGCCAUGAGCAGACGGUCAUCAAUGGCACGCGAGAUGGGACGCGACACGCUCGUGUCUCCAUCAGGGUCCAUCAUGUCCCGAAACGGCGCCUUCGACCCCAGUCGACCAGUCGUUAGGUUGCCACCUGGCGGCCCCCGCAUGCCCAACGCACCCUCCAUCAUCUCACCGACAAACGGUCUUCACUCAUACCCUCUCCCACAAAAGCCGACCUUCCGCGAAAACUGGCAAGGCUCGCUCCCAAUGCACCAACCUCGUCCCCAGAAAACGGUAUCCGUCGCGGGCAUCGAGUCCCCCGCAUCCAUGAACUUCAACGCCCCGCCCCAGCAAGAACAACAGCCCUUCCACCAACAAGUCCCCACCCACAUGAACGGCGCCGGCCCCUCCACCGACCAGCAAGCCUUCUACCACCACGCCCGCCAGCCCUCCUACCCAACCCACAUCCCAGGCAGCACCCCCCUAUCCAACAUCCCCGAGCGCGCCAUCCACGCACCCGCCUUCCAACCCUACCAACAAGCCAACUUCCCACCCCAACCCUUCGUCCCACAACCCUACUUCUACCCGCCCAACCCCGCCCAACCGCCCUUCCUACCCCCCGCCGCAAUGCUCCCCAUGUUCGUCCCCGCCGCUCAGCAACCAGGCUACGCUAUGCCUGCCCCCGCCCCCCCUCCACCGCCCGCCGCUCAGCCUAAUAUGGUCGCGUAUGAGUCUAAUGGUAUGACUUAUUACGUUGACUCGUCGACGCUGUAUUCUGCUCCAACUGUGGAGACGUACGCGCAGCCUAGCUUUGCUGUGCCGGGUAUGGGCGGGAUGAUGACGCCCGGGCCGGAUGGCGCGUAUUAUUAUCCGCAGCAGAUGGGGCAGGCGGGGUUUUAUGCGCCGCAGUAGGUGGG
Dothidotthia symphoricarpi CBS 119687 is the source of this 2470-nucleotide messenger RNA. RefSeq lists its product as uncharacterized. The record is from RefSeq and is a predicted model, not a curated record. Gene Ontology annotation, biological process: mRNA processing. NCBI's taxonomy places the organism in Eukaryota, Fungi, Ascomycota, Dothideomycetes, Pleosporales, Dothidotthiaceae. Bases 396 to 2465 code for a protein of 689 amino acids. The transcript has 2 exons. Gene Ontology annotation, cellular component: exon-exon junction complex. Gene Ontology annotation, molecular function: mRNA binding.